Messenger RNA from Trypanosoma grayi, 552 nucleotides. RefSeq lists its product as hypothetical. The transcript has a single exon. Lineage: Eukaryota; Euglenozoa; Kinetoplastea; Trypanosomatida; Trypanosomatidae. Bases 1 to 552 code for a protein of 183 amino acids. The record is from RefSeq and is a predicted model, not a curated record.
AUGGGGACGCGCGCCAGCAGUGAAGCAGCAACAGCAGUAGAUGCCGGCGCAGACGUGGACGCCGCCUUCAUACGGCAGAAGCAGCAGGAGGAGGCCGCGGAGAAGCGCCGUCGGUACGCGCGCUUAACCUCUGCAGCCGUGCAGCAGAAGCGCGACAACUCGAAGAACGUCAUUGAGGAGAUCUAUGAGGAAGACUUCGGCACCAUUGACCACCUGCAGGCGCUGCGCUUUCCGCCGAUGGUGGUGAAGGAGCUGAAGGACGCCGUCGCCAACGAAGCUGAGCGACAGUGCGCCGAGAUGGAGAAGACGAUGGCGCGCUGUUUGCAGGACAAAAUGUGGACAACGUGGAAGUGCCAGAAGGAGCGCGACCGCUACUACACAUGCGUCGCCGACAGGCGCGAAGACAACGAGCGGCUCAUGGCGUACCGCUGGAAAUACAACUUGGGGACAUUUCACGGGGAGAUUAUCGCGCGCAACAACAUGAUGCGGCGCGUCUGGCACGAGCACUUCCCGGAGCGUGAGCUGCCACACCCGUGGGUGAAGGAUCAGUGA